AAUCGAGUUGUGGACUAGAGUGAAAACCAAACCCCAGUCUCGUUCAGUCGUGUCUCGUCGUCAGUUUCCUUUCCAUUCCUUGUCACCAAAGUAACACAGCACAACACAGCAAUCGCCGCUUCCAUGGACGACGCCGCUGGAAUCGCCGCCACUGUGGCGCGCGCCAUAGCCACCUUCCUCGACUGGACCUCCUCCCCCGAUGCGCGUGCGGCGUCGCACGCCUACUUGGAAACCAUAAAAGCUGGAGAUGCUCGAGCUUUGGCAAAUACAUCCUUUAUUUUGGUCAAGAGAGAUUGGUCUUCUGAGAUCAGGUUGCAUGGUUUUAAAAUGCUUCAGCAUCUUGUGCGAUUGCGUUGGGAUGAAAUAAAUCCUUUGGACCGAAGAAACUUUGCAAAUGUAUCUGUGGAUCUGAUGUCUGAAAUUGCAAGUCCUAGUGAAGAAUGGGCAUUGAAAAGUCAGGCAGCUGCUCUUGUUGCUGAGAUUGUUAGGAGGGAAGGACUAAGUCUAUGGCAAGACCUUCAUCCAUCUAUAAUUACCCUGUCCAACAUGGGCCCGACACAGGCUGAGCUGGUGUUGAUGAUGCUGAGGUGGCUUCCGGAAGAUAUUACAGUUCAUAAUGAGGAUUUAGAAGGUGAUAGGCGCAGAGCUUUAUUACGUGGGCUAAGUCAGUGUUUGCCCGAGAUCUUGCCUCUGUUGUAUACUCUGCUAGAGAGACACUAUGGAGCUGCAAUUAUGGAAGCUGGUAGAAACCAAAUGGACAUUGCAAAGCAGCAUGCAGCAGCAGUGAUGGCUGCAAUCAAUGCUGUUAAUGCAUAUGCAGAGUGGGUUCCAUUACCUGAUCUUGCAAAAUAUGGAAUUAUAUAUGGGUGUGGAGUUUUGCUCGGUUCUCCAGAUUUUCGGCUUCAUGCUUGUGAGUUUUUCAAACUUGUGUCACCAAGGAAAAGGCCUGCAGAUGCUUCUUCAGACUUCGAUUCGUCAAUGAUGAGUGUUUUCGAAAUCUUAAUAAAUGCCUCCAGAGAUUUCUUUAAUAAAACAAGCUCUGCUUCUGACAACAAUGGAAGUGAAUUUGAGUUUGCAGAAUAUCUAUGUGAAAGUUUGGUUUCAUUGGGUUCUACAAACAUGGAAUGUAUUGCUUCUAAUAAUUCAGCCCUCUCAAUUUAUCUCCAACAGAUGUUGGGGUUUUUCCAACACUUCAAGCUGGUUCUUCAUUAUCACUCAUUACUCUUUUGGCUGUUGUUGAUGCGUGAACCAGUCUCAAAAUCUAAGGCUGUUGUGGUUUCUGAAUCCAACAUGGGCACUGGACAAGUUGAAAAUGAAAAGAGAAGAACUCUAGAUUUAGUGACUGACGAUAUAUGCAGAGCUCUGUUAGACACAUCGUUUGAACGAAUGCUGAAGAAAGAAAAAGUCCAAUCUGCUGCAACACCAACUUUCGGAGCCUUGGAAUUAUGGACUGAUGAUUUUGACAGCAAAGUAGAAUUCAGUCAAUACCGUGCACGACUGUUAGAAUUGAUCCGGCUUAUAGCAUAUGAAAGGCCUCUCGUGGCUGCUGCUAAAGUUUCUGAAAGAAUUACAGAAGUUCUAAGUCGUACUAUAAUUGUACCUGUACCUCCUAAAGAUAUGGCCAUGAUAGAAAGCAUGCAUUCUGCUUUAGAAAAUGUGGUCACUGCAAUUUUUGAUGGAUCUAAAGACUACCGAAAAAAUAGCACUGAUGUCCAGCUUUCAUUGCAUCGAAUAUUUGAAGGUUUGCUUCAGCAGCUUAUUUCAUUGAAAUGGACUGAACCAACAUUAGUUGAAGUUCUUGGUCACUAUAUGGAUGCAUUGGGCUCUUUCUUGAGGUACUUCCCAGAAGCUGUUAGCAGCGUAAUCAAUAAGCUGUUCGAACUGUUAACGUGCCUGCCUGUCAUGGUUAAGGAUCCUGCAACUAGCACUGCUCGCCGUGCAAGAUUACAGAUAUGCACAUCAUUUAUUCGAAUUUCAAGGGCUGCCAGUGAAAGCGUCUUGCCUCACAUGAAGGGGAUCGCUAGCACUAUGACAUACUUGCAAACGGAGGGUGUUUUACUACGUGCAGAGCAAAAUCUUCUAGGCGAAGCAUUUCUAGUUAUGGCUUCUUCUGCUGGCGUUCAGCAGCAACAAGAGGUUUUGAUGUGGCUGCUCGAGCCUUUGAGUAAGCAAUGGACUCAGCCAGAGUGGCAAGAAGCGUACUUGUCAGAUCCAUCCGGCUUAGUAAAGCUUUGUACAGAUACGCAAUUUAUGUGGUCCAUAUUCCACACAUUGACAUUCUUUGAGCGGGCACUGAAGAGGAGUGGCUUUAGAAAAGGCAAUUUGAGUUCAGAAAACGGUUCAAAAACAAAUUCCCUUGGUGGGCACCCAAUUGAUUCGCAUCUCUCGUGGAUGCUUCCACCUCUUCUUAAACUGCUUUGCGCAAUACACUCACUUUGGUCCCCGUCUGUUACGCAAGCUCUUCCUGGAGAAAUGAGGGCUGCAAUGGUUAUGAGUGAUUUUGAGAAAAUUAAUCUUCUCGGAGAAAGCAAACAAAAAUUGCCUAAGGGAGGAUUAACCUUCAGUGAUGGAUCUCACUUUGACUUUAACAAGGAAGCCUAUCCAGAGCAUAAUGAAGCAGAUAUUCGGAAUUGGCUGAGAGGGAUCAGAGAUAGCGGGUAUAGCAUAUUGGGUUUAUCUGCGACUCUCAAGGACUCCUUUUACAGACGUAUGGAUCCUCAUUUUGUUAUCUCGGCAUUGGUGGAAAAUAUACAGUACAUGGAGUUCAGGCACUUAAAGCAACUCCUACACCUGGCUCUAAUUCCCAUAGUUAGAUGCUGUCCCACGGAUCUGUGGGAGGUGUUACUGGAAAAACUCCUUCACCCAUUACUCCUCCAUGUCUCGCAUGCUCUAAGCUCUUCAUGGUCCAGCCUUUUACGAGAUGGAAGAGCACAAGUUCCUGACCUUAUUGGGAUACUUCCUGGGCCGGACUUAAAAGUAGAAGUCAUGGAAGAAAAGCUUCUCCGGGAUUUAACCCGCGAAAUCGGUUCCCUGCUAUCUGUUUUUUCUUCUCCCGCACUUAAUACUGGACUCCCGUCCUUAGAACAGGCCGGCCAAGUUAGCCACAUGGAUGCUUCUUCUUUGAGAGAUUUAAACACCUUUGCUGCCAAUUCGAUGGUUGGAUUUAUAUUGAAUCAUAAGAGUCUUGCAAUUCCAGUCUUGAAGAUAUGCAUCGAAUCAUUUAGUUGGACCGAUAGUGAAGCAAUGACUAAGGUUUCUUCGCUCUGCGGGGUAGUGGUUCUCCUUGCAAUCUUUUCGAACAAUGUUGAGCUCAAAGAAUAUGUGUGCAGAGAUUUAUUUUCUGCUAUCAUCCAAGGCCUAACCCUCGAAUCGAAUGCUUUUAUAAGCUCUGAUUUAGUUGAUCUCUGUCGCGAGAUCUUUAUUUAUCUUUCGCAUAGAGAUCAGUCACCCAGGCAGAUUCUGCUCUCUCUGCCAUGCAUUACUCCACAAGAUCUAUUUGCUUUUGAAGAAGCUUUGUCGAAGACGGGUAGCCACAAGGAGCAAAAACAACAUAUGAAAAGUCUUUUAGUGAUGGCAACGGGAAACAAGUUGAAGGCUCUUGCCGCUCAGAAGGGCUUAAAUGUCAUCACAAAUGUUACAACAAGACCACCACGCAAUUUGGAAACUAAUCCAGAAUCUAGUCGGGAUGAGGGGGAAACCAUUGGAUUGGCUGCAAUGACAUGAAAUAGUCGGGUAUGUCCUCGUUUUCUUUGCUAUACUAAAAAAUGCUGAUCAUGAAGAAACUUCAGUUUUCGGAGAGGUUAACAAAAAUAUCUGAGUCUAUUUAUUGGACACUUUUUAAGUUUCUAAUCUCUGUGAUCAUAUAUGGUGUCUCACUGGAGCUUGUUAUGUAUAUACUAUCUGUGCUUAACUGAAUAACCAAUCAUUUAUUUAUUUUUCUAA
Molecule: messenger RNA, 3942 nt
Organism: Andrographis paniculata
Lineage: Eukaryota; Viridiplantae; Streptophyta; Magnoliopsida; Lamiales; Acanthaceae
Product: protein HASTY 1
Exons: 22
Coding region: 124-3723 (1199 amino acids)
Biological process (GO): RNA export from nucleus; protein export from nucleus
Cellular component (GO): nucleus; cytoplasm; RNA nuclear export complex
Molecular function (GO): nuclear export signal receptor activity; RNA binding
Source: RefSeq, a predicted model, not a curated record